UGCUGACCGGAAACUCGCUGUGACUGUGCGUAACUUGACGAAGGUACCUGUCAAAGUGCCGUUCCGCUCGGUAUUUCGCAGAAACGCCGGCUGCCGUUGCCCUCCUCGGGCAUCGCGCUCUCCUCCCUCAUCGACCCUUUACGCGUGGAAUAUAUAAAGUCACGCUCUCGGAUCUAAAAUGCUAUUUUUAAACGUGACCUUGCGUCGAAGGACUGAACACCGGCUCGUGCCAGUCCUGAAGGAUUUCUUCGUCCCCGCAGCGCACUGCAUUGUAACAGAUCGGCAGCUGAAUGAAUAGAAACCGGGACGUGGAGACUCGCUGCGGCACAACAGGACGUUACAGUGCUGAUGAACAACACGGCCUACAUACCACCGAGCUUAAGGGUCGCAUCUCCAGGACAUCAGUGCGGUAUGAACUCCUUCACUGACGCGCUGUUAACCUUGUAACACAGUAAUAAUUGAGCUCCAAUUUAUUCGCUGCUGCAGAACUAUGCAUCACAAGACAGGUGAAUGUGUGUGCUUGAUCCACCAAUCCUAUGCAAGAGAAGGAAAGACCAGCAGGGAGAUGGACUUUGCAUGCUGGAUGUUUUUGCUGACCUUCAAAGAAAAACCAAAAUGAAAAAUUAACCAAGCGAGUGGCCUAAGCUCUUUGGAUAUUGCAUAACUCUUCUUUGCUCUUGGUUCACUCCUGGACUAUGUAGUAGCUGCUCUCUGGAUUAGUGUGCAGCUCAUGAGGCCUGGAGGUGCAAACAGAGGGUGCUGAAAGGUCUUUUAGAGCUGGGCCCGUCUGUAGAUGCCUUAUCCACCCAUGAGCAACGGAUUGAAUCGCAAACCACGAUGUGAUCAGCAAUAAAGUCAACAGCCAAGCAAUAAAAAGUGAAGAACUUAUGCAAACAAAGAUCCCAGCGCAAGUUUUUGGCCAUCGGCAGCAUAAAUAAAGUCUAACUAUGCUUCUGAACUGCGGUCAGCCAUUGCCUCUCCUGAGGCACACGGACGUGCCGCCUCGAGUCAUAGAAAACUUUAUCCUGACGGGCUACCGCUUCCCAAACUACAGCCUGUGGGACUGCUUACUGUCAGCAUUCAGGCCUACCAAUGAAACCGGCAAUUUCUGGACACACUUUCUUCCCGUUUUCAUCUUUUUCUACUAUUUUGUGGAGGUUUUUGGUUGGGAAGGUGCGCCCGAUAGCGGUGAACCGUUCUUCUAUCCGCUGUGGAAUUACUUUAUUGGGGUGUUCUGUUUGCUGAUGGCCAGCAGCAUGGCUCACCUGCUUAACUCAAUGUCUCUUGUGGUAAGAGAGGUUUGCUUCUUCGUGGAUUACGGCACCAUCAGUGCGUACACGGUCGGCUCAUCGUUGGCAUACUACUACUACAUCCACCCUCAGGCAGGAAUAGCGGAGACAGGAAGCAGCUCCCGGGUGGAGUUGAAACGUGAAGCUGCAGCGUUUACCUCAUCCUAUGCAACCCCAGAGUACAGCGUGUUCUUCGAGACCUGCUACAUCCCGUGUGCAUGUGUUGUAGCAAUCAUUUGUGUUUUAUCCUGCUGCAAUACUCGGCAGAGGUGGAGGCAGCAUCGAUACAUCAUCCGGACGCUGGUUUUUCUCCUUCCGUUUCUCAUCUCCUCCACGCCAAUCUUCUACCGCCUCCUCACUCGAUCCCCUUACUCCACCUCCUCCUCCUCCUUCACCGCUUCCACCCCCAUGGCCUGCUUCUUCUAUCGCCACUGCCUCUGGUUGCUGGUGUCAGCCAUCUUCAACAUCAGCAAGUUCCCCGAACGCCUUGCGCCAGGACGCUUUGACAUCUGGGGGCACAGCCACCAGUGGUUCCACUGUUGCACAUUUCUGUCCAUCCUGGAUGAACUUCACAUGAUCAAGGCUGAGAUUAAGGCCAUCUUGCUGAGCCCAGCUUUGCUGCUGCCCCCCACCUCCCUCUCCCACCUCCCUGGACCCACCAUUGCAUCCACCUACGGAGUGAUGCUCCUCCUCCAGACCACCAUCGUCUCCAUCAUCGUGUGGUUCUCCUGGCGAGCCAACUGUAUCUAUGGAUCCCAGAGAGAACAGCUGGAAAAGGAGCCCCCCAAGAAGCACCUGAAGUGUCACUGAUCACGGAGAACUCUGUUUUCAUUGCCAUCAUUGAACCCGUCGUAUGUUCCCGUCCCCUUUGGAUUAUAAGGAUUAUAUGCUGAGCUCAUGUGUGGUUGAUGCAUAUCUUUGCCAGUUCUUUCCCAGACCUGCUGCAGCACGUUCUAACAGGAUGUCUGAGCGCUGGGAUAAUAACUACCUCUCAGGGCUCUACAAUUAUGGUUGCUGCCCAGGAGAACUAAUGUUCCACUUUAUGACUGGUUAACAUGGCUUAGACGUUAGUGGGACCAUUAAGAACAUUUGCUGAUGAGCUGUCUGCUGUUAGGUCCUUUUUUGUUGUUCCGCUUCCCUUUUUUAUUUCCACCUUAAACGGCCUGUUGCCGCGGCCUGUGCCGAGCCCAUUGUUUCAUGUCUAAUGAUUCCUUUGAUAACAUACCUUUUCUUCCUCUUACUUGCACAAACAUACACACACGAAUCUCAUUUCCUGUCUGUUUUGCAAGUGACCCUUGCAGCAGGAAGUGGCCCUUGCACACGCCGACAGAAAUAGCUGAGAGCUCUUAUCGGUCUUACAGUGAAGCACUUUCAGGGGGCUGCUGGUACUUCCCCCGUCAUUAAGAAGCCAUGCUUAACUUUCAAAUCUGUGAGGACACAACACUUCAAAGCGUCCUUCUGAGUUAUUGACAUGUGAAAUGUGUUUGCGGUGGUGUGACUGUGUCUGCUGUCUGUGUGGUUUUCAUCGCACCUGGAGCCAGUUCCCCAUACGUUCUGCUGCGUACAGCAAACUCUCUUUUUAGACAUACUGGUGCAUUUAUAUCUUUAUGGUGAGAGCAAAGUCUGAGCUUCAGAAAUACUGCAGAGCACUGCUCCACUGUAAAGCUUUGCUUUGUUAACGUGAGCACAGUGACUGCAGCAGCAGUGGGCUCUGUGUCUGAGACCAUGAACAGCCUGUCAGAGUCAAAGCCAUAGUCUGCAGAAGUGUUGAGGUAACAUCACAGUUUCAGUUCUUUAUGCCUACGAGCUGAUACGACCACGUGUGUUAUCGUCUUAUUACAGUCACGUAAAAUGUUCCUAUAAAAGUCUCCAGACUGCAUACAUGACAGCUCAGUUUGUCCACAGCUCAGUUUGUACACAGCUCAGUUUGUACACAGCUCAGUCUGUACACUACGUACGUCAGAAAUUAGGAAUCGAUCUUACAGUUUCAUACAGACGUGUUUUACCACAGGUUUAAACACAGUGAACAGACUGAGGCUAUAAGUUAAAUGUUAACUUUACCAGAGAAGCCACCGACUCUUUAUUGAGCAAAGUUUAGCUUUAUGGUGUUUGAUCACAGCUCCUCAGCCAUGAGACUUGGACCCUGUUUUGUAGGGUUUGGUUUAAACACCAUCCAUGUACAUCCUGAUAUUUAGAUGUGGAUUGUCCAGAGAGAGCACUAGUAGAUGAAGUGAACAUAUAACCUCUCAUAUGCUGAGAACUAUAACAUGGUGGCUGUGGCUGAGGAGCAGGUCAGCUACUAAACAGAAGGUUGGUGGUUUCAUUUCAAGUAUACUGGGCCAGAUAAACCACCAGUCGCUCCAGUUUGAGUGUGAAAGAUGUAGAAAAGAUGCUCGUAUGAAUCUGUGGGUGAAUGAGAGCUGCUGUAUAAAGUGCUUUGAGUAGAUUAGAAAAGCUGUAUAAGAACCAGAUUUCACCAUACAGUGACUAAUGUCCCCAAAUCUGCACUGCUGAACACAAACGUCAGUGUGUAAUAAUAAUAAUAAUGAUUUUAGCCAAACAGAAAUAUUCUUCUGAUCAUUUAGUUUCACGUCUUCCAUAAAAAGACAUCGGUGUAGUCCGGUCCUCCGCGUCAGUGAAAACUGCCGGGGGAUGAGACGUAGUUUGCACACUUUAAACCAACAAUGACCGUCAGUGUUUUUCUCUUUGACCUCUUUUGUUAAUCUCACGUGAUGACAUUGUGAUUAUGUACUAAAAUCUGCACAUAUACCUGCUUAUACUUGCACACCAGAAACUAAUUAGACAUGAAUCCGAGUCGUUUAUUACACUGGAGGAUGUAUGGAGGGAACAUCCUGACAGGGUGAAAUCAUGCUGCACUUUCUUUAGGCUCCUCAUGUGGUUCCUCUGAGGGUCUGUGGUACUGUGACAUUUCUGUACAUUUCAGGUUCAAGUACUGCUGUGUGAUGAACGGCCUGAGACAGUCUGGUUAUCAAGGAUCUGGUGUUGAAGCAAUGUUUUUACCUCAACUCAGCAGUGGAAUGGUUGUUGCUGAGAGAAACCAUCGCUGGGACAGCUCGUGUCCCUGAGUCUGUUAAGCUGUGUUCAGUAUGUGAAUGUUAGACUCACCGACUACUCAUCUUACCUAGUGAAGUACUCAGGGUGAAGAAAACUCUAAUACAUUAUUUACACAUGCAUUUAAUGAUGAAUGACUUCAGGUCAUUAUAGCACUCGGUGUACAAAUCCUUCUUAAUCAAAUAGUGUAUCUUUGAGUUUUCAAUAAAUUACACAGAGAACUUUUGUCAUUGUGGGUCUUUAUUUUCUUUACUGUGCAUAUGUUUUCAUAAUUAAUGCAACUUGAGUCCUGUCAUUAGCUUUAGCUGCACAAACAACACGCUGGUGAAGAAACACUUCCUCAACCGUGUGUAGGUCAGAGACCAGGCUCUGCUUACACAGCAGGUAGUAUUGAGCCGUGAUGUGGAGCAGCUUUGUGUCUUAGGCAGCAACUGAACACAAAGCAGACACGACAAAAUAAUGUUUGGUUCACAUGCAGAUCAGAAAGUAUUCAAUGAACUGCAGUUUUUUUCGUUUCAAGCAGUUUUGAACCUGCAAACAGUGAAGCUGCUCCUUCCUGUGUGGUGGCUUUAACGUGUGCAGCUCAGCUCCUCUGUUGUUUCCCAGCUUCUCUUUUGCAUCGUUUGGAUUAAAGACGUGAGAUAAAGCAUAUUAAUUGCACCCUUAUCUCUGUCCAUACAGAUGCUAGUAGGUGUAUUUUUGAACCUUUGAACAGCGGAUUUGUUAUUAAUCUGAUCAUUGACACAAGAACGUAAAUGAAAAUGUGACGUGUUCAGUGUCAGCCAUCGCACACAGACCUGGUUCCUGGUUCCUGGUGUGGUUCGUGGCCCCACAGCUGCAAACAUGUCUAUAGAUGUUUAGACUCGGUAACUCAUCAGAUCUCAGAGCUUUGAAUAAUUCAAAUGUUUUCAAAGAAGUUCCCUGUCCUGCCCUGAUUUGCAAGUCUAGCACUUCCUCAUCUCAGCCUGGUGCAUGCGUGGUUUCUGUGUAGGUCUGUGGACCCUACGCUCGGCCACGUACCUGCACACACGACGCCACUCCUUCCCCACUGCAUCCCUUUGUCUCAUUUUACUUUAACAUCCACAGCUGCAAAAACAGUCAGAGGACAUGAGCAGAGUGGAGAUCAUCCUCACGCAGAGCUACUGCUGAAUCAGGGAGAGAAGUGUCGUGGAGGCAAAGGCGGAUGUAGAUGAAGAGUGGGAGAACACUGUUACAACAUCAGAUGUAUGCAAAGAGAUUUGUUUUAUACUUUUAUAAUAUGACUUCUUUAAUGUGUUUUAUGAAAAUGUACCAGUGCUUUAAACAAAGCAAAAGGAAAAAGCAGGUACGAGCCCGUUUGCAAAAAGCCCACAGCAGCUCUCUGAAUGUCAGAUUCAUCCACUUCAUGUUCAGUCAGCUUCAAGUCUCGGCACCUCGACACGCCUUUCAGUUUGUGUUGCUGAAAAGCGUUUCCACAGCAUGAUGCUGCUGCCACCAUGCUCCAUGCCAGGUGACGACCACCACCUGAUUUCUUCCUGACAUGACGUUUGGCAUCAGACCAGGUUUGCUGAUCUGAGAGUCUGCCAAACUCCUGCCUUUCUCCACAGAGCGGUGCUGGAGCUUUGUCCGAGUGAACACUGGGCUCGUGGUCACCCCGAGUUCCCUUCUAAGAGUGCUGGUUGUUCCAAACUGCUUCCAUUUCUGGAUGAUGGAGGCCACGGUGCUCACUGGGGCCUUCGGUACCCUCCCCCAGAUCUGUCUCAGAGCUCUACAGAAGUCCUUGGACUUCAUGGCGUAGUGCUCCAACAUGCACUGUCCACACACGUCCUAUCAGCUGAAUUUAUCACAGGUGGACUCCAGUCAGCUUGUAGAAACAGGCUGCAGUUUGAGUGUCGUGGCAAAGGCUACAUAUAGUUUUUACAUAUAACCUCUUAAGGCUGAUAUCUUACAUAUAUAGAUUAAUGAGACUUUUCAAAUUACUGCAAGUAUCCAAAACAUGUAAUGUGGGCUCACUGGGUGGCUUCAAAACUGUGUAAACUCCAGUUUGAAGUGAGGAACUUUAACAACAUGUGAGAACCUGAAGUCAGACUAUUCAAAUAUCAGGUGGAAUAUUUGCAAAUUUCUGUACAUUCACAACUAAGACGGUUUGUUUCAGCUGCAUCUCCUCAUUUCUGACAGCUGAGAGCUGAGAUAAGCUUCGUGGAAGAGGUCUGAACUGGGGAGGGGCCAGUGUGGUACUCACUGCUGAUAGGCUGGAAACACGGCCCUGAUGCGUCCACUGUUAUUUUCACAUGACACUGACACAGUGGGCUGCAGGUCGGUGAAACUGUGUGAAAUAAUCAGACUGUGCUGCAUUUAUUUUGUCUGGUGAGAUAAUCAUGAGCUGAGGGACAAAGCCAGCUGCCCACAGCUUCAGCCAUCGCUUCCUCGGCUGUCUGUGUUCAGUCUGGAUCUGGUCUGCAGGACUCUGUGUGACCUCUAAUGCUUUUUAAAUGUAGCACACCGUUUAUUUGAGAAAUGUCACCAAACUCACAGCCCACACUUCUCUGUUCCCCCACACAGCUGGGGCUGAUCAGCUUGUCCCCACCCACACAGCCCCAUUCUCAGCCAUUCAUGCGUGCAAGUCUCAGCAGCUCCCUGAAUGUUUCUGUGCUCCAAACAAUCUCACCAAUGCCUCCGGGUCAGCCUGGCUGCCACACUGCUGAGGAGUACUGAGAUCUGAACCAGGGACUGGACUCUGGUGUCAGUCUGCCAAGUGUCUGUUCCCCUCUGUUGUACUGGUGGAUCUCCACACCCAGUAGGUGGUGUUCCACAGAGAACCUCCACUUCUUUCUCCAGAUGAGCUCAUAACCCACAGCAGCUGUCUGCUGGUGGGCAAAGCACAGCAUGGAGAGGAGCGAGCUGAGCCUUAAAGUCUGGAUUUGUUAGCUGCUCUUUGUGCUGUUCCUGCGGUCAUGAACCAACACAAGCUGAAAUCUGUUUCCACGUUCUCUCUGCACACUGGGAGUAACUGGGAGUAACUGGGAGUAGACCUGCUGCUGCACACUGAGAGGAGCGAGCUGAUUUGGUUGAGGUGCUUCACGCCCUCUGCUCACCUGGCUUUAGAUAUGCAUCAGGUAGACCUCAGAGACGGGAUCACAGCUUCAUCGUGGCAGAAAGGAAGCGUGUGCAUCUUUGCUUCGCUCGUUGGUGCUCCAGAAAUCAGCGGUUCAGAAAAUAAAAUCAGCCCUGUGUGCGAACAGAACUUUAAACCAUGGAGUAGCUGCUUUCAUGUGAGCCGUCUGUGCCUUGGUGAGAAGCAGGAAGCUUCACCUGCCGGUAAACUUCCUGUUCUGCAGCUCUGUUCACCCUCUAGUGUCAGAAAAGAGCAGACAGUGAGGUACGCCAGAGAAACCCAGGCGAACCACAAAGCUCUCACUUCCUGUCAGAGAUUUAAUGUAGACGAAGUCGUUUCAGUCCUACUUUUACCUUCAGUCAGCUCGCAGCCUGUUUGUGCAGCUGAGGGGCGUUCAGUGACUGUUUCACGGCUCCAUCUGAAGACCAGCAAAGAAGAGCAGCUACACAAGUGAAUGUGAUUCACAUAUGAACUAUAAAGAACUGAUGACAGGACAGCGGCUCCAGAAAUCACCUUUUAUUUCACGUAUCACUCUUCUGAUACGUCAGAGUUACAAAAACUGCUCUGAGUCAUAAUUAAAACGAUGAAAAGCAGGACGACAGCAACAUUUGUGAAUGAAGGAAUGUCUUAAUGCAGACGAAGCCAUGAACUUCACACACAGCGAGGAUGGACCGAAGGUUUAAAUCCCAGCAGGAAUAACUGGGAGAAACGUUCAGUUUCCAGUUAAGACACUGGCUGUGAGUAAGUCUGAGCACAGAGCCACAGCUUUGUCCACUCAAACUACCUGCUGAACUACAUGACCUAAUGUGUUAUUGUCAUUAUCACCAUAUUUAUCCUGUCACAGGGGCACGUCUGGCUGUUCUAACAUGUGUAUAAUACUGAACUUUCAAAAUGAAGAAGCACUUUGUUUUAAUGCACAGGGGAGGACAAACAACAGCAGGACAGCUGAUGGUUCAUAAAGCAGAGGUGUGACAGGACAGUGGACUCGUGCUUUGGUGCUGCUGCCUCUGAGACGCCCGAUGACCCGGGGAGGCAGGAACCAAGGUGAAAGAACAA
Oreochromis niloticus (Nile tilapia) is the source of this 8511-nucleotide messenger RNA. It is a transcript of the gene paqr9, whose product is annotated as progestin and adipoQ receptor family member 9. Gene Ontology annotation, cellular component: membrane. Gene Ontology annotation, molecular function: signaling receptor activity. Lineage: Eukaryota; Metazoa; Chordata; Actinopteri; Cichliformes; Cichlidae. The record is from RefSeq and is a predicted model, not a curated record. The coding region runs from base 948 to 2099 and encodes 383 amino acids. The transcript has a single exon.